Molecule: messenger RNA, 3022 nt
Organism: Manacus vitellinus (golden-collared manakin)
Lineage: Eukaryota; Metazoa; Chordata; Aves; Passeriformes; Pipridae
Gene: MLXIPL
Product: MLX interacting protein like
Exons: 20
Biological process (GO): regulation of transcription by RNA polymerase II
Cellular component (GO): nucleus
Molecular function (GO): RNA polymerase II cis-regulatory region sequence-specific DNA binding; DNA-binding transcription factor activity, RNA polymerase II-specific; protein dimerization activity
Source: RefSeq, a predicted model, not a curated record
CAUGGGCGGGAUCAGCCACCAGCACUAUAAGUAGGGCUGGUGACGAUCCACCCCAGCAAACCAACUGCUGAACCCCGGCAAAGCACCUGCUGAACCCCGGCGCGUGGAGCAGGCAGCGUGGGCCGGGUGGAGGAGGCGCCCAGGAGGAGCUGUGGUGAGGGUGUCCUGUGCUGGGGAGCCCAACGGCAUGUGCUUGAUGCCAGCGCAGUGCCCAUAGGCUCUGGCACACCCGGGACAUGGAUCACAGCGCUGGGACAGGUCCAUAGGGCUCCCCAGCAGGUGCCAGGCGAUGGCAGGAGCUCAGGUGGGGCUCCUGGGAACCUUCCCGGAGCCCCCGGUUGGGCAGUGCCCUGUCUCUGAUUCCGACUCCGACUUCGAGGACGCGGCUGUGGGUGGCACAGGACCCGGUGCUGGGGCACAGAACCCCUCCCAGGUCAUCCACAGCGGCCACUUCAUGGUGUCGUCCCCGCACAGCGACGCGCUGCCCCGGCGGCGGCACCACCACACCAAGCCCGAGCCGGCUGAUCCCCGGAGCAUCGACCCGACCCUCACCCGGCUCUUCGAGUGCAUGAGCCUGGAGUACAGUGGGAAGCUGGUGUCACCCAAGUGGAAGAAUUUCAAGGGGCUGAGGCUGCUUUGCCGGGAUAAAAUUCGUCUCAACAACGCGAUCUGGAGAGCGUGGUACAUCCAGUAUGUGGAGAGGAGGAAGAACCCUGUGUGUGGCUUCAUCACCCCUCUGGAGGGGUUGGAGGCUGAUGAGCACCGAAAACCAGAGGCUGUUGUGCUGGAGGGGAACUACUGGAAGCGCCGCAUUGAGGUGGUGAUGAGGGAGUACCACAAGUGGAGGAUCUACUACAAGAAGCGGCUCCGAAAGUCCACCCGGGAGGGAGAGAUCUCCAGUCCAAAGCAGGAUGAGGGUGUCUGGAGGCCAACAGAGAAAUGGUGCAACCAGCUCUUCUGCAACGUGGUGCCAAUGCUGCUUGGGGAUGAGGAAGAGGAGCCUGGGAGCAGGCAGCACUUUGACUUGGACACCUUCCUCUCAGACAUAUCUGACACCCUCUUCACCAUGACACAGAUGCCCAGCACUCACCAGGCACUCCCCGAGGACGCAUACAUUGGGAAUGCAGACAUGAUACAGCCGGAUUUGGCACCUCUGCAGCCCAGCCUGGAUGAUAUGGACAUCUCAGGUAAGAGCCAGCCUGGAUGUGGUACCACAUCCCACACAGCCCUGCACCCCUGCCAAUUGUGGGGUGCUGACUCCCCAACUCCCUUUCCCUCUGCCUUCUCCUAGCAGCAGAGCACUGUUCCCGAAGUCCCUGCCACCUUCCUCUCCAGAAUGGCCCAGCUGAGCCCAGGACUGGCUCCUGGCUCCAGCCCAUCCCCAGUGGUGCCGGUGCCGCUGGCAGGCAUGCAGCCGGGCUCCCUGAGAGUCCCCAAGGCAGAGCAGCUAUCUCCCACCUCAGCUUGUGACAGCAACUGGCGCAAGCCCAGCCAGGCUUCUCCAGGACCCACUGCAGGGCUGGGCACUGGCACCUCCGUGCACCACCCCGUGUCCCGUCGGGGCAGGCCUGAGUCCAACAAGCUGGAGAGCCGCCGCAUCACGCACAUCUCCGCCGAGCAGAAGAGGCGCUUCAACAUCAAGCUGGGCUUCACCACGCUGCACAGCCUGGUGAGCACGCUGAGCACCCAGCCCAGCAUCAAGGUCAGCAAGGCCACCACCCUGCAGAAGACAGCUGAGUACAUCUGCAAGCUGCAGCAGGAGCGGGCGGCUCUGCAGGAUGAGGCACAGCGGCUGCGGGAGCAGAUUGAGGAGCUCAACAGCUCCAUCAACCUGUGCCAGGAGCAGCUGCCAGCCACGGGGGUGCCCAUCACGCGCCAGCGCUUCGACCACAUGCGUGGCAUGUUCGACGAGUACGUCCGCUCCUCCACACUGCAGAACUGGAAGUUCUGGAUCUUCAGUAUCAUCAUGCGGCCCCUCUUUGAGUCCUUCAAUGGGAUGGUGUCCACGGCAAGCAUGGAGAGUCUCACCCAGACAUCCCUGGCCUGGCUGGACCAGCACUGCUCCCUCCCAGCACUUCGGCCAACCGUCCUGAGCUCCCUGCGGCAGCUGAGCGUCUCCACUUCCAUCCUCAGCGACCCUGCCCGUGUCCCCGAGCAGGCGGCGCGGGCGGUGGCGGCGCUGGGACGCGGCGCCUCCUCUGCCGUGUGCCCGGUGCCGGUGUCCUUCCCUGUGCCGCUGCCCCGCCGGUGCCGGUAUCCUGCUGGUGCCAGUGUCCCGCCUCCUCCCGCCGUGACCGCGCUCUCUCCGCAGGGCCACAGCAGCCCGGUGACCUGCCUGGACUUCAGCAGCAACGGGAAGUACCUGGCGUCGUGCUCCGAGGACCGCACGGUGCGGCUGUGGAGCACCCGGGACCUGGCGGGGCGGGAGCACCGCUGCCUGCGCGCCAACGUGGGGCUGGACCACGCCGAGCUCGUCCGCCUCAGCCCCGACUCACGGGCUUUCAUUGUCUGGCUGGCAAAUGCCGAGACUAUUCGUGUCUACAAGAUGACCAAGAAGGACGAUGGGAGCUUCACCUUCACCGCAAGUUCUGGGGACUUCCCAAAGAAGCACAAAGCUCCCGUCAUUAACAUAGGGAUUGCAGAGACAGGAAAGUUUAUCAUGACAGCUUCCAGUGACACCACCAUCCUGAUCUGGAGCCCAAAGGGAGAAGUCCUGUCCAGCAUUAACACCAACCAGAUGAACAAUGCCUACGCCACGGUGUCACCCUGUGGGAGGUUUGUGGCAUCCUGUGGCUUUACCCCUGAUGUGAAGGUGUGGGAGGUGUGUUUUGGCAAGAAUGGAGAAUUCCGAGAGGUGACCAGGGCUUUUGAGUUGAAGGGCCAUACUGCUGGGGUACAUUCCUUCUCCUUCUCCAACGACUCGAGGAGGAUGGCGACGGUGUCGAAGGACGCUUUCCACAGCCAGAGUUUUGCCUCUCACUUAGUGAAGUGCCCCCAAAGGGAAGGGAAAAGGCCGACUUGA